GUCCAGCCUCACUUUAUGUCUCAUCUCUGUCAGGAGUUAACGUCCAUCAUCAGAUGCUGUCUGGUGGAGGCUGAGAAACGUCAGAUGGCAUCGUUGUCCUUCCCAGCCAUCGGGACAGGAAACCUGAGCUUCCCCAGAGCCCUGGUGUCCAAACUCCUGCUGAGGGAGAUCCGCUCGUUCAGCAGCAGCAGAAAUCCUCGCUGUCUGAGAGAGGUGGUGAUCGUCGUUCACCCCAGUGACAGCCAAACCGUGGAUUGUUUCACCCAAGAGUUCACCGGUCAGAGGAACGUCCAGCAUGAGCGGCAUGAUUUUAAUGAGCUACCAGUUCAACAGCCUGUCAGCCAAUCACAACACUCCUCAGACACUUUUGGCCCAGUCUUGUCCACCUCCCUCGGUGUGUACCAGAUGCAGAUGGGUCAGCUCGCCUUAGAGGUGUCGUCAGGUGACAUCACCAAAGAGACCAGUGAUGUCAUUGUCAACUCGUCCAAUCAGACCUUUAACCUUAAAGCAGGAGUGUCGAAGGCGAUCUUGGACGGCGCUGGAAUAACAGUGGAGCGAGAGUGUGCGCAGUUCGUGAGCUCCAUGACUCAGCCUCAUGCAAUGAUCCUGACGUCAGCCGGGCAGCUGCCCAGCAGGAACAUCAUCCACAUCGUCGGGCAGAACGACCCUGGAAACAUUAAAGACAUGGUUUACUCAGUGCUGAAGUUCUGUGAGGAGAACAAGUUCAGCUCUGUGGCCUUCCCAGCCCUGGGAACAGGUCAGGGAGGGGCCAGCCCUUCAGCGGUGGCUGACGCCAUGGUGGAUGCAGUGGUGGAGUUUGUGAGGAAGAAACAGCCGAGGUUUGUUCAGAGCGUGAAGAUCCUGAUCUUCCAGACGGCCAUGCUGAACCACUUCCACAUGAGCAUGAAGAAGAGACAGGGAGAGACGGUGGAGGAGAAGAGCGUCUUUGGCAAAUUCAAAGAAUCAUUCCGCCAGUUCAUGUCAGGUCUGGUAUCCGGGUCGGAUCAGUCCAGCUCUGUUGACUUAGUUCUGGAGAAGGAAGAGUUUGAGCCCACAGUGUUUCAGCUGUGUGCCGACGACAAUAAGGCUUUGAGUGAGGCCAAGAAAAGGAUAAAUGACCUGAUUGUUGCUGAGCAGGCACAGAAAACCAUCUCUGACCCGUUCAUUAGUCAGAUGUCACAGGCUGACAUGGAGGAGCUGAAGGCUCUGCAGAGGAAACUGACGGUCAGCAUCCGUCUGGACAAAGGAGCAGAGGACCAGGACCCCAAGAUCCACCUGGAGGGUCUGACCAGAGAUGUGUUCACUGCUGAGUCUGCACUUAGGGACAUCAUCCGGAAGGUGGAGAGGGCAGAGAACUCAAAGACACAGGCUUUGUUAGUGAGUAGUCUGGUAGAGUGGCAGUAUCCAAACCACAGUGGUUCAAUGGUGCCGUUUGACAUUUACACCAACCUCAAACUGGAGGAGGCUCUAGAGAAGAAACAAAAGGUGAAGAUCAAGAUCAACAAUGAAAUGUACACCGCUGAUCCAGGACUUAGAAAAGCAGUUUCAGCAAAGAGGCCUCCUAUGGAGCUCUUUCGGAAAGACAUGAAGGAUGACACUGCUCUGCCUCUGCCUUCUUGUUGGGAGGACAUGAAAGGAGACCUUGUGAAGUUGUUUGCUUUGACUCAAGGAUCUCAGGAAUACAACGACGUGGAGCAGGAACUGACAAAGAAUCGACUUCGUGUUAACAUCAUCAGUGUAUGUUCAGUCCCAAAUACACGGAGCAGACUGUAGGACUGUGACGGUUAAAUCUGGGCCAGUAAAAUUAAAGUCUCAGCUUUCAUUUUGUUUUUCAUACGCUGUAAAAAAAGAUGUAGAUACCUGCUAAUUUAUGUCUGUGUAGGUUUUCAUUCAUCUGUUCUAACAGGCUCCAGUCAAAGAUCUUCAGUUCAGUGUUAGAACAUUUAACAGAACUGCAGCCAUAUUAUCUGUCAGAUAAGAGGACGAGGCUCCAAAAAGCUCCAACUG
Neolamprologus brichardi is the source of this 2007-nucleotide messenger RNA. NCBI's taxonomy places the organism in Eukaryota, Metazoa, Chordata, Actinopteri, Cichliformes, Cichlidae. The record is from RefSeq and is a predicted model, not a curated record.